AGCACCUGUCAGUAAGCCGCGGCAACAUGGACAUGAGCUGUCAAAAUACCGAGUUGGAUCCAAAAUAUUUACUUGAGCAAUUGAAAACAGCCAGGAAAGAGAUUAAUAAUUUGAGACAACAGAUAAAGAGUCUCCGAUAUAUCCACGAGAAAGAUGUGGACAAUAUAAAACGUCUUUUGGGAUUAUGUGCUGACGGUGUAUCCGUUUCGGCAAAUGUAUCUGCAAGUGCGGUACAACCUAGUACAAGUAGCGAUACAAACGAUAUCUUGAAAUUGAAACCAAUUGGUUUGAUAUCAACAUGGUUUCCUAGUAAACGAGGAACUCCUCGACAACCAACGAUUUGCUAUAAAACACCUGGAAAAUUGACACUUUUCAAUUCCAUACUUACAAAUCCUGAACACGCUUUAGAAGGAUUACAAGAUUUUUCGCAUAUAUGGAUACUUUUUCAUUUUCAUAGAAACGAUUCCAAUCGUGUCUGUGCAAAGGUUACUCCACCCAGAUUAAACGGCGUAAGAACUGGGGUAUUUUCAACUAGAUCUCCGCACCGGCCGUGCCCGAUUGGUUUAAGUCUCGUAAAAAUAAUAAAAAUCGAAAACUACACGAUCCAUUUCGAAGGAGUGGACAUGGUAGAUCAAACACCCGUUCUGGACAUUAAACCGUACAUACCGCAGUACGAUAACCCUGCAGGAAUCGAGGAAUUCAAUAACAGACUGCCGAAGUUUGAAUUAAAAAAUGGUGAUAUCUCCGAAGCCAUUGGUCAGAGGUUAGGAGAAGGAGCUGAAUUAGGCUUAAAUACAAAUCGAAGAGUGAAUUCAUGCGAUGGCCCUUAUGACAAUGUCGAACAACCCAGGGAUCCGCUCGAAGUGACAAUUUAUGCAAAUGGAUCCAACGAAGCUUCGCAAACAACAGAUAUUUCCAGGGACGAGGAGAUCGCGUUACGGUUGCAAACGGAGGAGUUCGAGGGCAGUCCCACGUUCGAUACUUACGACGGUUCAAGGAAUUAUUAUCAUACAUCCGAAUUGACUUAUGAUAACGGUGCUAUUUUUGAUGACGACGGCGAAAUGCGAUCCACGCGCAGGAGCUCGGAAUCAUACGAAAGAUCCAAUAUCCCAAACAUGAAUUUCGGUGCUCCAAACAGACGGAACAUCUUAACUUCCGAUAACGUCAUAGAAAAUCUCAGACAGGAUCCGCAAUUAUUGGUCACCGACUCCAGAAACGUGAUGCGCAACAACAGAAAUUCGGAUCCUCAAGUCGACCGUGUCAGAGGCAUGGGCAACUCGCUUCAGGCGCUCAAUUUAGGGUCUCGAGAGAACAACGAGUCGUCUCGCAUCGUAGAUGCGGAUGUUCAACACGCGGAAGACGGGACAUCCCGCAAUUCCAGACUUCUUGACGGAGCCGACGGGCCGAAUACGGUUUGCGGAACGGACUUGGAUUUAAUUCAGAGGCGAGUUCUGAGCUCCCGACUCGACAAUUCUCCGGUCAGGAUGGGCAUCCGCGAGGCACCGGAUGGCGAAGAGGGUCUUGCCUCGCAGACUCUGACUCCUUCUCAAACCGUACCAAAUAUUCGAAGCAUGGCCACGACGUUGGAUGGCAACUCGUCGGGCAGUCCAACCGCGGACAUAAACGUUGGCUCCGAGCUGAGGAGCUCUCAGAACCCAAGAGACUUUGGUUCGUUCGACGUAAGAGUUCCAGAUUGGAUAUCGAGGCCUCAAGUGGCCACUUUGUCCGUCAUAUUUAACGACAGGGCGUUGCUUCAAUUGAACGAAAUUCUAGACGACAAAGCGGACGAACAAAAGCGGGCCAUUGAAAACGUUCUGCGCGAGGACCCAAGAUCGGUGUACUUAAGGCAAAGGUGGGGUAAUCAAUUUUACACGUUUUUAAUUCACGACCUACAUAUCAGCUGUAGGUUCGACGAUAACAGAGGGAUAGUCACGGUAUUUCAGAUUCGACACGCUGGACGUACCUGUGAAUGCGGCGAGCCGGAAUGGCAGUGUCUUGGACACUCUCCAUUGUCGUAAUUCAUUUUCUAGUCUAAUUUAACACCCACUUUACCUUGAUCUACCUACCGUCAAUGUAACGGCGAUGCGACGAACGGCGCCUCCAGUAAUUUUUCAUUACAUUAUGUACAUUGAUUGCACACGUUAGUUGAUGCGUAUUAAGCAUUCUUAUACUUACGUACUCUUAUGUACAAACUUAAUUCUUCGUAAGAACAAACUCAAACUCGAAUUUAGCGCAACGUAGAAGUUCCUAUGUAUUAAGAUGGCAUCAUCGUAGUAAGCGACGUAAAACGAUUACAUUAUAUUCGUAUACAUAUGUCUCUACGAUGAAUAGCAAUAAACUAUAAUUUAAACAUG
Messenger RNA from Orussus abietinus, 2354 nucleotides. RefSeq lists its product as uncharacterized. Lineage: Eukaryota; Metazoa; Arthropoda; Insecta; Hymenoptera; Orussidae. The record is from RefSeq and is a predicted model, not a curated record. The transcript has 3 exons. The coding region runs from base 27 to 2018 and encodes 663 amino acids.